AUGACGCAGCUAUUUUUAUGUAGAUUGUACCUUUUGAAGACGGUGGUGUCAGUAGAACUUAUCUGUUCAAGAUGCAGGCAGAAGGUGAUGAAAUUAAUUGCAGCCAUUGAAGGAGUUACUUCGAUAGUGCUGGAUCCGGCCAAAAACACAGUGACAGUGAUUGGGGAAGCUGAUCCCGUGAGGAUCAUCAAGAAUGUGAGAAAAUUCAGGAAAUCAGCCGCAAUCGUGAGCAUUGGUCCUUCCAAAGAAGAGAAGAAGGAAGAAAAGAAAGAGGAGAAAAAGGGCACCACCGAGGCUCCGAAACCGUGCCACAGAUGCAGUGUAUGGUAUGUGAUUCCUGAAGAUAAUUAUAGUUACUGUUCCAUCAUGUGA
Messenger RNA from Prosopis cineraria, 372 nucleotides. Its product is annotated as heavy metal-associated isoprenylated plant protein 39-like. The transcript has 2 exons. The record is from RefSeq and is a predicted model, not a curated record. Gene Ontology annotation, molecular function: metal ion binding. Bases 1 to 372 code for a protein of 123 amino acids. NCBI's taxonomy places the organism in Eukaryota, Viridiplantae, Streptophyta, Magnoliopsida, Fabales, Fabaceae.